CGCGUUCGCCGAGAUCGAAGCCGGUUUAUUAUUCGGCCAAAACUCGCGAUACACAACUAAUUGCGUCUAUUAACGAGCGCUCGCCAUCUGGUCGAUCAUCGGGAUUCGACGCCGAAAGAUUUCCGACACAUUCGCUCCGCUACGCUUGGACCAUCGCCAUGCGGCGUUUCUUGCUGCUUUCGCUUCUGUUCACGUGUCAACAUUCCGGAUCGUGUUUCGAACGCGACAAGAGGUAUUUGGUGUUUCCAACGCCUGGACCGAACGCACCGACCAAAGUCCAGUUCAUCCUCGGCCUCGGUUUACCCAUGGAAGUCGACGUCAGCACGAUUAUCGGAUAUGUGAUGAAAUUUAAUUACGCCCUGCCCUAUAACGCCUCCUACUUGACGGAUUCAUACGUUCGCUAUGACAGAUCGAUCAGCCCCGACGGUGUCGAGGUCGACGGGGAUGGCGAGCCGAACCCCGAUUACCAAGGAGUGGCGCGCGUCCUCACCAGAUGGGAAAUUUACGAAAUCCUCGAAUCGGCGCUCGGUGAUUCGCGAUCGGGCAAAGCGUGCCUUUUGAGGGCGAUCUGCGAGGCCUCUGCCACGCCUUUCCACGGGGUUCACGGCCUCGCCUCUCAGCUCGUCCGUCUUCUCCUCACACCGUCGACCACCUCCGAGGCGUUCAGGACCGACUUUGAUCGAGUGUAUCACGCCGCUGAAAUUAUGGGCCGACGAGGGAUCGACUCCUGCGACGCUAUAUUUCCCGAAUGCGAGGAGAGCCCCCUGGAUUACUUCACCGAGAUCCAUCCGAACGAUACGCCUAACGCUUCGGAAUACGAGCCGUAUUCGAUCGAUGAAAGAAUAAACUCCGCUUCGUUCUUCCCUUCCGUCCAAAAUUUUCCCCUCCCUCGAAUCGAUUUCAAUUAACGAUUAAAAAAAGCUUCGCAGUAAACGAUUCUCCCUUUAUCGUAUUCUUUUGUCUCACGAAACGAGAGACGACAACAAAAUUGCUCGAAAUAUACCCAAGCAACGAUGAUCGUCGUACGAUGCGUUAACUCAUCCACCCGUCAGAGGAACGUGGAGCGAAAUGGGGGGAAGGGUUGCGGCUGGAACGAAACGCCGUAUCGAAAGCCGGGGAUAAUUUAUGUGCGCCGAUGUCGACACGAUAUUAGAAAUAGAAUCAAGGGGAAGGAAGGGCGCGCGCGCGGGUUCG
This is a messenger RNA of Apis florea (little honeybee), 1194 nucleotides long. RefSeq lists its product as uncharacterized. The record is from RefSeq and is a predicted model, not a curated record. NCBI's taxonomy places the organism in Eukaryota, Metazoa, Arthropoda, Insecta, Hymenoptera, Apidae.